Molecule: messenger RNA, 1389 nt
Organism: Malus domestica (apple)
Lineage: Eukaryota; Viridiplantae; Streptophyta; Magnoliopsida; Rosales; Rosaceae
Source: RefSeq, a predicted model, not a curated record
UGUGAGCAAACAAAUGAGAAGUCUUGAGAUCUGUGGACCAUAUUGCUCUGUUGAUUCUUAUGAAGAGAGCCUUCUCUUGCUGGAUAAGGCCGAUGCAGUAUCUCUUUAAGUAAAGGAACAGAUUCAGUAACGAGUUUCGGUGAGAUGUCUGAGGCCCCUAAAGGGCUGGUGUAUUUUUCUCUUCUUUGGAGGGCAUGUAACAAUUUAUCUGAAACGCCGGUAGAUUAUCUUAAGUAUGUCUUUGAUUGUAAGCUUGAGUUUUUUUAAACUUUAGCUGAAGCUAUGGAGGACUCUUGUUACAAAUUUCAAUUGUUGUUGCAGCUUGAAACUAUGUAUUGAAGAUCUAUGAAAUGUAUUUGUGACUUCCUAUAACUUAGAAUAGUUUAGAAUAAAAUAUGGCUGCUUUAGAAAUUGUUAGGUUUGAAUAACUAAUAAAAUAUACGAAGAUACAAGAUCACAAACUUUUGGCCCAAAACAAGUGCUCAUAUUUAAUAAUUCUGUAGAAGAAAAAACUAUCCCAUAAAACCAAACGACUCCAUAGGCAUUUCAUCCUCCAACCAUUUCACUAUUUCUCUCUUUUCCUGUCUGCGUUUCUUGUUUACAUAUCAGUAUGUCAUGAAAGAAAUGCGCAACCGAGUUUCCCAUCGUUUUUUCUCCGAGGUUUCGGUCUGAAUCUAAUGGGCGGUGAAGAUAGGUGGCAAGGCAUUGCUCUAGCUCCAGUAAAUACAGAGAUAGAAGAGGAGCAAUGGAGGAACUUCAACAACUCAGUGAAUGCAGUUUCUUUAGGUUUUGUAGCAACUGCUAUUCUCAUCUCAAUGUUUCUCGUCAUGGCAAUUUUUGAGAGAUUUUUCAGGCCCAGAUCAUCACAGCUGACCACUUCAGCUCGGACUGCUGCCACUACUCAUUUGGAUCUUCAGGCACAGAAUACCAACAAUGAUUCCAAGCUUGAUCGCCACAACUAUCACAAAAUGAGAAAUUAUGCCAGAGAAGUAUCUGUGAUGAUGCCUGGAGAAGAUAUGCCUACCUUCAUUGCACAUCCUGCUCCUGCACCGUGUCUGCCAGAGCGCAUCGCUUGGCCUCUCCAUCAACACAAACCGCGCUUCAGUUCCAUCUCCAGCUAAAUUGCAGGUCGAAGCAAGACAUGGAUCCCGGCAACAAAACCUAGUUUUCGUUACUUCUUUUAGUUCCGGACAUAUGAUUGAAUUUGGGUUAGUUGACGACCACGUUAGUGUUUUGAACGUAGGAAGAAGCCAGGAACCAAACUCAUCAGCACUACAACAAUCAUAUGUAUAAAGCUUUGGCUGUCAUCUCAAAUGGAUUUUCUUGGUUUUUACUUCUAAAUAUCAAAUAAUCAUCUAAUAAGUAAAGAAUAGUAUUUGGCUACUCAAA